AUGGCUGAAAUUGGCGCCCUCAAGAAGGAGAAUCCCCUGCCUAGCCCGGCAUUCACCAAUAAUCAUAAUGAACACACACUAAAAGAAGAGUCCUGGAAGCAUCGGGCUCCAUAUCAAAUUCAACCCCCCGAGAAAUUCGGACCAGUCAAGUGGCGCGCCAAAUGCAAAUGCGGCAAGAUCUCAUAUAGCAUAAGACAAGACAAACCAUUGAAUGCGAAGUUCUGUCACUGUCGUGGAUGUCAGGUCAUGCACGGUGCUCCCUUCCAAUGGGCAGCUAUUUUCCACAAGGAAGAUGUGAACUUUGCCAAGGGGUGCAGCGGCCUGUCGUUUUAUUCGUCCUCCGAGAAUUCGCAAAAGUACCAGAUGCCUACUAAGGUGUCGUGUUCUUUUUGUCAUUCGCUUAUCAUGGAUGAGGGGCGGACUGUUUGUUUGUUGUUUCCCCAAUUGAUUGAGUUUGAGGGCUCGCUAGAUGAGCAAAGGAAGCAGAUGGAGGCAUUUAGACCAACAUGCCAUAUCUUCUACGAACAGCGAAUGAUGGAUUUCCCAGAUGGAUCACCCAAAUGGUCAGAAAUGGAUCACAGUAGCCAGCUUCUAAAUGACCGGGGUGUUCCCGUUGAGUAA
Penicillium daleae is the source of this 621-nucleotide messenger RNA. RefSeq names its product GFA family protein. NCBI's taxonomy places the organism in Eukaryota, Fungi, Ascomycota, Eurotiomycetes, Eurotiales, Aspergillaceae. Gene Ontology annotation, molecular function: carbon-sulfur lyase activity. The transcript is spliced from 2 exons. The record is from RefSeq and is a predicted model, not a curated record. Bases 1 to 621 code for a protein of 206 amino acids.